UUUGGCAUUUAAAAUAUGGUUAAUGUAAUUAAUUUUCCAAGAGUUUAUUCUGCAAUUAUCAACUCUAAAGAUUUCAGAGAUUGUUCGACCCUUACAAAACUGAUACUGGCAGUUAAGUCCUGUGACAUUCCCGCCAUUACAAGCACAUACAAGCAUCGAAAAAUGCAUAAACUCUUCAAAACCAGCCAUGAAUUCUAUAAUAUCGUCAAGAAGAAGCCUAAAUUUCUCACACCCAAUUUACAUUUCCACAACUCCACUCAAAAUCUGCACUCAGGUUCAAGGCUAGGCUUCGUUUACAAUGAACUUGAAGAGCUACAGUCAUCAAACCCGAAUGCCAAAUCAUCGUUGCAGACCCAAGAACUCUCUAGUUUUAGUGAAAGAAAUAAAGCAUUGGAAUCAACGGUUCAGAUUUCACAUCCGUGGCCAGAGUGGGUGGAUUUGAUGGAAUGUUUGUUGAGAAAAGGGUACUUUGACGGGAAUGAAAACCCUUUUAACAGUAAAAGUGAUGAAAUGGGUUCGAAGGAAGCAAACUCUAUUCGUACUGCAUGCCUUAAUUUUGCCCGGGAUCGUUAUAGCCUUAUAAGGUAUUUCCCAAGGAAAGAUAUUCAAAUAAUUGCUGGAUGUGGAUGCCCGAGUAUAGACAGAAAAGUUGUAAACUCGGGGAAGCGUCUAAGGGCACAUGUGGGCAUUGAUGAACGAAAUGUUUGCAGCUCCUGCAACUUGAGGGGAAACUGUGAAAGGGCAUAUGUUAAGGCACGCGAAGAUGAAGGUGGACGAACAGUGGAUGUUAUUCGCAUUCUGUUAACAUAUGGGCUUGAUCACUUUACUGGGACUGUGGAGAACAAGCCAUGCCUAAACAAAAUGGUUAAGGAAUCAGUGAGAAGGCUGCUGAAAGAAAUGUUGGAGUAUAGCACCAAGGAACCUGAGUCCAAGCUUUCAAAUGAUGAACCCUUGAAAGAGGGUGGACUGGUUCGUGAUCAUUUGAGUCCACAAGGAAGCCACAUAAAUGUUCCCAUGAAGCAAGGCGAUUGGCGUUGCCCCAAAUGCAACUUCCUAAAUUUUGCAAGAAAUAUUAGGUGCUUGCGCUGUGAUGGUUUAUUUCUGGAUAGACUUAGGCAACUGAGGGAGGAUCGGGAUCACCUUCCACUGAAGAAGGGAGACUGGAUAUGUGAUAAAUGUAAUUUCUUGAACUUUGCGAAGAAUACAAGAUGCCUGCAAUGCAAAGAAAAUCCACCAAAGCGGAAACUUAAUCCUGGGGAAUGGGAAUGUGAAUCGUGCAAUUAUAUUAAUUUCAGAAGAAACAUGGUUUGCUUGAAAUGUGACCAUAGACGACUAAAAUCGUCUAAUGCAUCAAAUCAUUAUGCUCAAUCACAUGGAAAUGGAGGCUAUCAGAAUCAUGGCGGACAAAGUCAAGUUGGGCAAGGAAGACAAAGUCAAAACAGAGUUGCAGAUAUGUGGAGAUUUGUAGAGGAAGACAGUGAAGACGAUAAUCAAUCAAAUUCCAGAUUUGUUGAUUUUCCCAUUGCAGGAGGUAAGAGCGAAUUCUCUCGGAAUCCAAAUGAGAGAGAAAAAUGGAAGCUCGAGAGAUCGGAUAGGAAAAGAGCAAUGGUGAGUACGACAGGAGAAAAUGAUGAUUCUAGUGCUACUUUUAGCCAGAAAAGGUCGGACUUCCUUGCAUCUACUGAUGAUGAAGAGAUGGCUGGGUGGUUUGAGCAUAGAUAGAAGACAGAAAUUGAAUGAUCAAAAUCUGUACUGAAUUAUCCAAAACUGACUCACUAAAUGCGUUUAUGGUCCAACGCAUAGCAGUUUGCUGUGAUGGUUUGAUUAAAUUUAUUCAUCCCAAGCUACUUAUGUGUGUUGAAUCGGCUCAAAUCCUCUAUUUUGAACCCCGUUUGCUUCCGUUCA
Messenger RNA from Mangifera indica (mango), 1905 nucleotides. Its product is annotated as zinc finger protein VAR3, chloroplastic-like. Gene Ontology annotation, cellular component: cytoplasm. Lineage: Eukaryota; Viridiplantae; Streptophyta; Magnoliopsida; Sapindales; Anacardiaceae. The record is from RefSeq and is a predicted model, not a curated record. Bases 16 to 1722 code for a protein of 568 amino acids. Gene Ontology annotation, molecular function: mRNA binding. The transcript has 6 exons.